Molecule: messenger RNA, 3875 nt
Organism: Mandrillus leucophaeus (drill)
Lineage: Eukaryota; Metazoa; Chordata; Mammalia; Primates; Cercopithecidae
Gene: MOB4
Product: MOB family member 4, phocein
Exons: 8
Coding region: 233-814 (193 amino acids)
Cellular component (GO): cytoplasm
Source: RefSeq, a predicted model, not a curated record
ACCUUUCCUGUCGGGCAAGUAGGUGCCGAGCAGUGCCGCGCCCGGAAGCUGGCCGCCACUGCGGGGAGGUUGGGCCUAGGCGGCAGGCGGGCGGGCUGGGGCACUGGUGCCCGGCCUGCUCUUCCGGAGCUGCAGCCCCUCAAUUUGGUUGAGGCGGUGGCGGCCGCCGUGAGGCCUGCGGAGCUCCGACCCAGGGGAUUUCUAUAAUUGGCCUGAUGAAUCCUUUGAUGAAAUGGACAGUACACUAGCUGUUCAACAGUAUAUUCAACAGAACAUAAGAGCAGAUUGCUCCAAUAUUGACAAAAUUCUUGAACCACCUGAAGGCCAAGAUGAAGGUGUGUGGAAGUAUGAACAUUUAAGGCAGUUCUGCCUUGAGCUAAAUGGACUUGCUGUCAAACUUCAGACUGAAUGCCAUCCAGAUACUUGCACACAAAUGACAGCAACUGAACAAUGGAUUUUUCUUUGUGCAGCUCAUAAAACUCCAAAAGAGUGUCCUGCUAUAGACUAUACUAGACACACACUUGAUGGUGCUGCAUGUCUUCUGAAUAGCAAUAAAUAUUUUCCCAGCAGAGUUAGCAUAAAGGAAUCAUCUGUAGCGAAACUAGGAUCAGUAUGCCGUAGGAUUUACAGAAUAUUUUCACAUGCUUAUUUUCAUCAUCGGCAGAUAUUUGAUGAAUAUGAAAAUGAAACAUUUUUGUGUCAUCGGUUUACUAAAUUUGUGAUGAAAUACAAUUUGAUGUCCAAGGAUAACCUGAUUGUACCAAUUUUAGAAGAGGAAGUACAGAAUUCAGUUUCUGGGGAAAGUGAAGCAUGAAGGGAAUCAUAUGGAAAAAUGUACUGAUCAUAUAAUUAACGUUAAUUAUGUACUGUAUAUAUCAUUUUAGACACAUCAAUCAUGUAUCCAUAUUAUAGCUUCUUUGUUUAGUAUAGGUUUUUGUAUGCUGGGUUUGCCUUUUAAAAUGGGAAAUACUUUUUAAGUUAUUCAUAAGCUGUAUAUUCACCAGUGUGGCACUCAUGGUUUUUAAAUAAGAUUAGUAUUAUCUGUUUAUAAUGCCUGUUAAUAAAAGAAUUUACAGUUUGGUAAAAUUGCUGCUAAACAAUCAUUGGAUCACAAUCCUCAUCAAACAAACCCAUCUGUAAAAAAAAUGAUUGAGAGCUUGAGGUUUCACACAAGCCAUUUACUGAAGAGGUAGAAAUGUUUUCCAUUGGUUUUACCUUGAGUUUAGAUAUCCUAAAAAAUUCUAUAGUACAUAGUUUUGUCUUACCUGUUAACUUUCCCCAAUUGAGAUAAAAGUGUUUUAAAAUUCUGUUUCUAGUUUUUGAUACGCAUAUAUAAUUAUGUGUAUAUCUAAAUACAAAUGCAGAUGAAGCAUUAGUAAUACUUAAAUAAUUUUACUGUGUAACAUAAAGUAUAACAUACUUGGAAAGGAUUUACCUUUCUGCAACAAUGGACUGGUACAUACAGGAUGAUCAUAAUGAUAAGGCACAUAAAUUAUGUUCUCACUGGAAACCUGCCCUGUCCACCCCUUCUCAUUUCCCUUAACCUUAUCCUCAAAAUACUUUAACUGAGAAGCUUUUCACCAGACUGAGUUAGUGGUGGCUUAUACCUAUUUAUAUUUGUAUUAAUUGCUUACAGAUUAUACCUCAUAUUAGCAAUUACAUUACACUACAAGAAAAUGUAUUUGCAUAGGCUCUUGCUUAUCUUUCUUUUGCAAAAAUUAUUCUACUUAGAAAACAGUCCUUAAAAUAGUUUGACUCUUCCUGUUAGUAAUAUUAAUCUUUCAUUUAACCAGCUAGGCAGCAUUAAAUAGAAUUGAAGAAAUACUGUAGUAUUUAUUUUACACCCCCUCUCCCAUGAAGUUUAUGUUUGAAUUACAUGCACGUGUGAGAUUAUUUGCAAUAAUUCAUAGGUUCCAAGGGUAUUGAUGAAUAGUCAUACAGUUUUUGGACUUUGUUAUAAUUCAUUGUGAUAAGAAUAAUUCAAAUGCAGAUUUAACAAUCUUAUAAUCUAUUGAAUGCCAUUUUUGAUAAAGCACUGGAGGUCGUAUUGCCAAACUGAUUGUAAUGAGGCACUAAGGGUGAAAACAUUGUACAUGUUGUGAAGAAAGUAUUUAAAUCCAACUUUUGAACAGAUUUAACAAACAUGAGGAACUUCUUUUUUAUUUAAAAGGGUAAUUUUGAAAUGAAGAUGAAAAGGUAUUCAUCUUAAUUGUUUUUUCAAAUUUAAGGGAAUAAUUUAUACCAUCUUUUGAGACAAGAAUGUACAGCAAAAAUAUGGGGAACAGUAGUAUACUGAGAGUGUGUGUAUAUAUCAUGUAUGCCUUUCCAAGCUUGCCAGUCUUUUUGGCUUUUAACAGUUCCCACCAGCCACAGUCAUUACUGUUCCCCAACCCACAACCAGCUUUUAAGAAGUCUUACGUUCACAGUGAAAGGAAUGUUGACUUUGAAAUUAUGGAUUUAUAUUAAUGACACUAUAAACCAAUGGUAAUGGUAAUUUUUAAACAAACUUGCUAAAUAUUGAGAGACUAAACUACUAAGUUAAUAAAUUAUAUAUAGCAGUGUAGCUGUUCUCUCUAGAUGGUGUCUCACAAUGGAUUUCUGUUGCUUGACUAUUUUCCUAGUGAAUAUUUAUACUAAGGUAGUGACUGAGAUUUGGUGAUCUGGCUGAGUAUUUUGAAACACAUUUUGAAUAAUAUGGCUUAGUGUUAACGGGGAAUUAAAUAUGAUUUUUUUCUUACUCAUUUCACCUUCCCUGUAUUGUAUGUUUGGAAUUGAUCAUAAAACAGCUCCAAAAGAAAAUAAUCAGUUUGUAGUCUUGCUUUUGUAUUCAUGUUGAUAUCUUACUAGUAUUCAUUGCACUGUGAAGUUGAUUCACUGUACUAGGUAAGACCUAAGUGAAACAGUUCCUGUUUUUCCUUAAUACUGUUUUCAGAAUUUUGAAAAGGUACUUAUAUAUACAUAAAUACUACUAAAAAAUUAAUGAGCCUGGCAAACCAAUGAUUUAUAAAAGUAAGUGUUCUAAGAAGAGGGGAAAAGGACAGUUCUGUGUGAUAAGGAAGUUAGGUUCCACUUUUUGUUUGAAUUAUCCUAUGUAUAUCCAAAGGUAAACUUAGGUUUUUAUUUCCAAAAGAUCAUAUAGUCAAUUCAUUCUUUUUUUUCUAUCAUAUCUAGGAAAGUAGCUAACUUUUAAUUACGUUCCCAUAAGUAACACUUCUUUUGUGUAUAUACAUUUCCUUUUCUCUUACUUGAGAUGUCAAAUUUGAAUUUCUAGAACAGUUUCUUAGUUAAAUUCUUGAUGACUUAACAACUUUUACUAUCAGAAUACAAUUAGAAAUCCUUGGUCAGGCACAGUGGCUCAGGCCUGUAAUCUCAGCACUUUGGGAGGCCAAGGUGGGCAGAUCACCUGAAGUCAGGAGUUGGAGACCAGCCUGACCAACAUGGAGAAACCCUGUCUCUAUUAAAAAUAGAAAAAUUAGCCAGGCGCGGUGCUACUCGGAAGGCUGAGGCAGGAGAAUCGCUUGAACCGGUGAGGUAGGGGUUGCGGUGAGCCAAGAUCGCGUCAUUGCACUGCAGCCUGGGUAACAAGCAAAACUCUGUCUCAAAAAGAAAAAAAAAAUCCUUGAUUACAUUGUUAGUAAGGACUGUGUUACGAUUAUAAAUACAUUUACUGGUUGAUGUCAAAUUCACUGUAAUCAUAGAACUUAGUUUUUUAUUUGGGUACUUUGCCCUACUGUCUAUAUGAUGACAUCUUUUUGAGCAGCUAAAUUUUAAAUUGUAUAUACUUUAUUUUGUGAAUACUUCUUGAAUGUGCUAAAGAUUUUUGUGUGUAGUUCUUCCAUGCCAUGCAAAUAUUUUAGUAAAAGUAGUGGAUUUUU